Molecule: messenger RNA, 1383 nt
Organism: Penicillium vulpinum
Lineage: Eukaryota; Fungi; Ascomycota; Eurotiomycetes; Eurotiales; Aspergillaceae
Gene: brlA
Product: C2H2 type transcription factor BrlA
Exons: 2
Coding region: 1-1383 (460 amino acids)
Biological process (GO): regulation of transcription by RNA polymerase II
Cellular component (GO): transcription regulator complex; PcG protein complex
Molecular function (GO): RNA polymerase II cis-regulatory region sequence-specific DNA binding; DNA-binding transcription factor activity, RNA polymerase II-specific
Source: RefSeq, a predicted model, not a curated record
AUGGCGUAUAGCUUGCUCUGGGCAGGUGAUACAAUCAACCCAGCUGCAUCCCGACCUUUCAAAACUGAGGACAUUGACGACAUGAGAUCUCACGGACAACAAAUCUCUGAUCGUUUGACUGUUGAAGUUGACUGCCGCUCUCUGGGCCCAAGUGAAUGCCCCUCGAUGACUUCGAGCUUUUCUCCUUUGGAUUCUCCGACUCCCACGCCUACUAGUCUCUAUAGUCAAGGCUCAAUGGCCUCCCCCGGGUGGCACGAAGCUUCCCAUUAUCACCACACCCUCCCAAUGGAGCGUCGAACUUCAGCUACGCCAUUGCGCAGUGCAUUUAGAAUGGCUGAUCUCACGUCAGGUGAAGGCAUGAUGAAUAUGCCCUGCGGCAACAUGGACCGACAGGAGCAGAUGCCCCUCCCCGACUAUCUUCCUGGAUACGACGAGAACGUCGACCAACUCUGGAUUCCUCAGGACAUUCCCAAGACAUACCAGGAUCAACAGUUUCCCUACCAGGCCUCGAUGCCUCAGUACAAUCAGAUGGCUCGCAACUACUACCACCGCCCUCAGCAGGCAGGAUAUCUGCCUGAAUCGGCCUCAAACCCUUGCUUGUCUCGUCCAAUCUUUAACCAGCCCACUGAGCGGAUUCCCAACUCCGCUUCAAUGUCCAAUAUGAUUCACUGGAUGCCAUCCCACGAGUCCUUGGUACCUCAAACCAUUACCCCUGCUCAGGUCCAACCAUUCCCCUCAGGACCCGUGACCCCUCCUUCUUCUUCUUACUCCGACUUCCCCACCAACAUUCCUACCUUCAAAUCCCACACUCCUUCAACCCCCCACCGAUCUGUCUCCAUGGGUACUCCCUCAGGAUCCGAUACUCCAAUGAGUCGAAUGUCCGGACACAACGAUUACCAGGAAGAGUUCCAGCUCUCUCCUGUCUACCGCGAAGGAUUGAUUCAACGCCAUCGCCAGCCCUCGCGGAAAUCUUCUAAAAAACAACUCCUCCGCUCCAAUCUGAGCCUAGAGAACUUGCCUUCAAUCAUUAAGCAAGUUCAAUUCAAGUGCAAAGAGCCCGGCUGCAAGGGCCGCUUCAAGCGUCAGGAGCAUCUCAAGCGCCAUAUGAAGAGCCAUUCCAAGGAGAAGCCCCAUGUGUGCUGGGUUCCCGGUUGCCAUCGUGCGUUCUCACGCAGUGAUAACCUCAACGCCCACUACACCAAGACCCACAGUAAGCGGGGCGGACGCAACCGCUACGUCGCCACCCUCGAUGAGACCAGUCAAGAUUUCGAUCCCGAUUUCCGCGGCCAACUUACUCCCGAUGGCCGGCCUAUCUACGGAAGCAAACUCGAAGACGCCAUGCCCGAUUGUGGAGAGCUGAGCGUUGAUGGUUGGGAUGAUUAG